Molecule: messenger RNA, 2730 nt
Organism: Aegilops tauschii subsp. strangulata
Lineage: Eukaryota; Viridiplantae; Streptophyta; Magnoliopsida; Poales; Poaceae
Product: protein ALTERED SEED GERMINATION 2
Biological process (GO): negative regulation of fatty acid biosynthetic process
Cellular component (GO): cytoplasm; Cul4-RING E3 ubiquitin ligase complex
Molecular function (GO): protein binding
Source: RefSeq, a predicted model, not a curated record
UCCCCCACUCCAACCCGGCUCCCUGGAACCCGAAGCAAACCCCCGCACCGCACCCAUCCAUUCCCCGGUUCCGUUCCGACCCCCUCGGCUGGAAGGCGCGAGAGCUUCCGGAAGCAUCCACCGAAUCGGCGGCGGGCGAUCGGGGAGUGUCGCCGCUGCUGGGGUCGCGCUCGCCGGCGCCGGAGAUGGAGAUGGACGCGGCGGAGAGGCUGCGGUGGCGCUUCUCGGACGGCGGCCUCACCGAUCUGCUCGACGCCCGCAGCCUCCACGGCUCCCCUGACAUUGGAAAGAGAAUGCAGUUCCAUUCUUCUCUAGUACAAAGGCUUGCUUUAGAAAAGGAGAUUGAGGGCCACGUAGGUUGCGUGAAUGCUAUUGCAUGGAACUCAAGUGGCUCACUUCUGAUAUCAGGAUCAGAUGACACUAGAGUCAACAUCUGGAAUUAUGCUAAUCAAGAGCUGUUGCAUGAAAUUGAUACUGGACAUUCAGCAAAUGUAUUUUGCACAAAAUUUGUACCGGAAACAUGUGAUGAAGUAGUAGUUUCAGGAGCAGGAGAUGCCGAGGUUCGUGUUUUCAAUUUGUCUCGUUUAAGUGGCAUAAGGCCUAGGGAGAUUGCCAUGGAGCCAGCUGCAGUUUACCAAUGUCACUCAAGGAGGGUCAAGAAACUAGCUGUCGAAGGUGGUAACCCUAAUGUAGUGUGGAGUGCAAGUGAGGAUGGUACUAUAAGACAGCAUGAUUUUAGGGAAUGCAGUUCCUGUCCUCGUGCAGGAUUGGUUAAUCAGGAAUGCCGUAACGUGCUUCUAGAUCUACGAUCUGGAGGAAAGAAGUCUUUAGCUGAUCCUCCCAGACAACCGAUGUCGUUUAAGUCUUGUGAUAUUAGCUCAGUUCGUCCCCAUCAGCUCCUUGUUGGUGGGAGUGAUGCGUUUGCCCGGCUGUACGAUAGGAGAAUGCUUCCACCAUUGAGCUCAUGUCAAACAAGAAGGAAGCCACCGCCUUGUAUAAAAAUGUUCUGUCCAUUGCACCUUGCUGAGAAUAGGAAGUCAAGUUUGCACCUUACCCAUGUUGCGUUCAGCCCGAAUGGGAAUGAGGUUCUUUUGAGUUACAGUGGUGAACAUGUAUAUCUAUUUGAUGUCGACCCAGACAAUACGAGUCCAGUGAGAUACACAGCAGAUGAUGUACGCGAUCAGUUAUGUUUACUGCCUUUUCACAAGGAACCAAGAAAACAAAAGUCAAAACGAGAUAAGUUUCCAGCUAAGAGAAAUUUGUGUAGGGUAGAUAUGUUGAAGAAACUUACGCAAGUGGUGAUAAAAUCUCUGGAGACUGGCACAAACCUAAUGCAUGGCAUUGAAGCAUGCUGUGAAAUACUUGAGGCCAUGGAAUCUGAUAUUGAUGAUAGCACGAGGCAUGAUUGUUUGUGUACCCGUGCAGGAUUGUACCUAAAGCGGAGGUGGAAAAAUGAUGUUUACAUGGCUAUUCGGGAUUGCAACGAAGCAAGGAGUAUUGACUUUGCAUCAUUCCAGGCACACUUGUUCAUGGCUGAUGCACUGUUACAGAUAGGAAGACUGAAGGAGGCACGUGAAUAUGCAGAAGCUGCACAUAGUCUUGUUCCACCAAAUUCGGUGUCUGCGGAACAGGUGGAAAAUAUAAAGAAGCGACUUGCUGCUGCUGAACUUGAGAAAAAUAAAAAAGAUCAACAAGGAAAUACUAACACUGAUGCGCGGCAUGGACGGUUACGGUCAUUGAGUGAUCUACUGUUCAGAUCAGAUGUUAGUGGGUCAUCAUCACAGGAGGGCCGGGAAGAUUCAGAUUACGAUGAUGAGAUGGAGUUAGACUUUGAUACAUCAGUAUCGGGUGACGAAAGCCGUGAUAGUGAUCCAGGUGCCGUUCGAGGUAGCUUACGUCUAAAAUUGCACCGAAGAGAGGAUCAACCUAAUGAACAGUCUGUUGGGAAUGGAUCAGCUGAGUCCACUUGUAAUGGCGAUUCUGCCUAUGAGCCGGAUGUUGCCAUUGAUAUGAAAAAAAGAUAUGUUGGGCACUGCAACGUGGGGACAGAUAUAAAGCAAGCUAGCUUUCUUGGUGAACAAGGGGAAUUUAUUGCCAGCGGAAGUGAUGAUGGUAGAUGGUUCAUAUGGGAGAAAAGAACAGGAAGGCUUGUUAAAAUGCUUGCAGGGGAUGGAGCUGUUGUGAACUGUAUACAGUCUCAUCCCUAUGAUUGUGCUGUUGCAACGAGUGGAAUUGACAAUACAAUAAAGUUAUGGACACCGGAUGCAGAAGGUACUUCUAUGGUUGAUGGACCAGAAAUUGAUGUGUUAAGUGCCAUAGAGAACAAUCAGAAGAAGUUAUGCCGCAACCGUGAAACUUUGCUGCCUUUUGAGUUUUUGGAACGAUUUGGGGCGCAUGAAUUUGCUGAAGGAAGCUUGCAUCCUUUAGAGUGUGCGCAGACUUGAUAUACUAUUGCUUGGGUUGCUGAGGAAAGGGGAGAGGGACAUUUAAUCCAAGAUACAAGCAACCAAUGUUUAGGUAAAAGUGAGAUUGCAAGGUUGUGUUGCAAUCGUAGCCAGUGUUUUGCACACCUUGCUUAGAUAAUAUUGCAGGUGUGCUGGUAUUAAGUUGUUGCUUGAGAUGUGAAUAGACAGUAAAGGCUGUUUGUUGGUGCAUUCACUUGUACAGAUUGUAGAAAAGCGAAGUCUUGUAAUAAGUAAAUCAUAAUAGAGCUGUCUGCUGUGACGUUUU